UACUUUCCCCGCGGCCGGCCGAGCGAGGCGUGGGGGCGGGGCAGGGCGCGGAGCGCGCAUGCGCCGCAGCGCCAGCGCUCUCCCCGGAUCGUGCGGGGCCUGAGCCUCUCCGCCGGCGCAGGCUCCGCUCGCGCCAGCUCGCUCCCGCCGCCAUGUCCGCCACCGUCGAGCGGGAGUUUGAGGAGUUGGAUGCUCAGAAUCGCUGGCAGCAGCUAUACUUGGAAAUUCGCAAUGAGUCCCAUGACUAUCCUCAUAGAGUGGCCAAGUUUCCAGAAAACAGAAAUCGAAACAGAUACAGAGAUGUAAGCCCAUAUGAUCACAGUCGUGUUAAGCUGCAAAAUGCUGAAAAUGAUUAUAUAAAUGCCAGUUUAGUUGAUAUAGGAGAAGCGCAGAGGAGUUACAUCUUAACACAGGGUCCACUUCCUAAUACAGGUUGCCAUUUCUGGCUCAUGGUUUGGCAGCAAAAAACCAAAGCAGUUGUCAUGCUAAAUCGAGUCGUGGAGAAGGAAUCGGUUAAAUGUGCACAGUACUGGCCAACAAAAGACGAUCGAGAGAUGCUGUUUAAAGAAACAGGAUUCACUGUGAAGCUCUUAUCAGAAGAUGUGAAGUCAUAUUAUACAGUACAUCUACUACAGUUAGAAAAUAUCAGUAGUGGUGAAACCAGAACAAUAUCUCACUUCCAUUAUACUACCUGGCCAGAUUUCGGAGUCCCUGAAUCACCAGCUUCAUUUCUCAAUUUCUUAUUUAAAGUGAGAGAGUCUGGUUCCUUGAAUCCUGAACAUGGGCCUGCAGUGAUCCACUGUAGUGCAGGCAUUGGGCGGUCAGGCACCUUUUCUCUAGUAGAUACCUGUCUUGUUCUGAUGGAAAAAGGAGAUGAUAUUAAUAUUAAACAACUGUUACUGAAUAUGAGGAAAUAUCGAAUGGGACUUAUUCAGACACCAGAUCAACUCAGAUUUUCAUAUAUGACUAUAAUAGAAGGAGCAAAAUUUAUAAAGGGAGAUUCAAAUAUACAGAAACGGUGGAAAGAACUUUCUAAGGAAGACUUAUGUCCUGCUUUUGAUCAUUCCCCAACCAAAAUAAUAACUGAAAAAUACAAUGGUAAUAGGAUAGGCCUAGAAGAAGAAAAACUGACAGGGGACAGAUACACAGGACUGUCCUCUAAAAUGCAAGAUACUACAGAGGAGAGCAGCGAGAGCAUUCUACGGAAACGAAUUCGAGAGGACAGAAAAGCUAACACGGCUCAGAAGGUGCAGCAGAUGAAACAGAGGCUAAAUGAGACUGAACGAAAAAGGAAAAGUUUUCCCAAUUUUAAAAAGAAAAACAAACAAAGAAACAAAAAUUUUCCCUAAAAAUAUCUUUGAAGGAAAAUUCUCCUUACUGGCAUAGUCAGGCCAAGAUUGACAGACACCUAAAUAUUCAUGACUUGAGAAUAUUCUGCAGCUAUAAAUUUUGAACCAUUGAUGUGCAAAGCAAGACCUGAAGCCCACUCCGGAAACUAAAGUGAGGCUUGAUAAACUUGUAGAUUGCCUCACAUAUGUCUGUUUACAAAGUAAACUUUACAUCCAGGGAACGAAGAGAACCACCAGCAGAAGACUUUGCAGAACCCCUAAUUUGAUGUAUUGUUAAGUUUUUUAAUACGUGUAUGAAAUGUAGAAAGAUGUAAAAGAAAUAAAUUAGGAGAGACUACUUUGUAUUGUACUGCCAUUCCUACUGUAUUUUUAUACUUUUUGGCAGCAUUAAAUAUUUUUAUUAAAUAGA
Molecule: messenger RNA, 1758 nt
Organism: Ailuropoda melanoleuca (giant panda)
Lineage: Eukaryota; Metazoa; Chordata; Mammalia; Carnivora; Ursidae
Gene: PTPN2
Product: protein tyrosine phosphatase non-receptor type 2
Exons: 11
Coding region: 153-1349 (398 amino acids)
Biological process (GO): peptidyl-tyrosine dephosphorylation; negative regulation of ERK1 and ERK2 cascade; negative regulation of receptor signaling pathway via JAK-STAT
Cellular component (GO): nucleus; cytoplasm
Molecular function (GO): non-membrane spanning protein tyrosine phosphatase activity; protein kinase binding
Source: RefSeq, a predicted model, not a curated record